Bombina bombina (fire-bellied toad) is the source of this 1622-nucleotide messenger RNA. RefSeq names its product small nuclear RNA activating complex polypeptide 3 (gene SNAPC3). Lineage: Eukaryota; Metazoa; Chordata; Amphibia; Anura; Bombinatoridae. The record is from RefSeq and is a predicted model, not a curated record. Gene Ontology annotation, cellular component: snRNA-activating protein complex. Gene Ontology annotation, molecular function: bent DNA binding; RNA polymerase III type 3 promoter sequence-specific DNA binding; RNA polymerase II cis-regulatory region sequence-specific DNA binding. Bases 79 to 1221 code for a protein of 380 amino acids. The transcript has 9 exons. Gene Ontology annotation, biological process: snRNA transcription by RNA polymerase III; snRNA transcription by RNA polymerase II.
UUUUAGAGCAGAAUGCUGGCGUUUGAAAGAUUUAGGGAAAUUUGGACUUGAGAAAUUAUUACUUUAUACACCGGAGAAAUGGACCCAAAUGUUCCUAUUUAUGAGGUCACGGAUGUAAACACUAAGACCAUCCACGUGGGUUCAUUCGGUGGCUUAUGGCAUAGCUGCCUGAAUAGCUGGGACAUUAGUUUGGCUGAGGCUCCUAACCCAGAGGAGCUGCUACCAAGUGAUGCCGAUCUUGCCAGGGAUCUGGGUUGCACAGAGGAGACAGCCACAGAGCUCAAGUUGCUGUGCAGUGUGGAUGAAUUAAAAUGUCAUGACAAUGAAGAAGCAGACCCUGAGGCCAUUCCAGAAGACAGCAGUCUAGUUACUUUGGGGAUCCGUAAGAAAGUCUUGGAGAGACGUAAUGAAAAGAAAUUUGUAGAUCGUAUAUGCAGACAGGAGACCCUUGUAUCUGAGAUGGAAUCUCAGGGUGUGGGGAAGAGACCUGAGGAUCCCAUAGAUAUGAUUGAUGGAGGUGAACUAAUUCUGACACUGAAUAUUGUAUAUCCUGUCAUUUUUCAUAAGCAUAAGGAGUACAAACCUUAUGAGACCAUAUUGGUGCUGGGUAGUCAGAAACUCACCGAGCUGAAAGAUGCCAUUAACUGUGUCAGUGAUUUGCAGAUUGGUGGAGAGUUCAGCAGUAAUCCUGAUUUGGCUCCUGAGCACAUUUCUAAGGAUAUCUUUAAAUCAGCCUUCUUUUAUUUUGAAGGAGUCUUUUACAAUGAUAUGAGAUACCAGGAAUGUCGUGACCUAAGCAGAAAUAUAAUUGAAUGGGCUGAAUCUCGUGACAGAGGCUAUGGAAAAUUUCAGACUGCUAAUAUGGAUGAUCAUACAUUUAAUGAUUUACGUAUAAAAAUUGGCUUUCCUUACCUGUACUGCCACCAAGGAGAUUGUGAACACAUAAUUACUGUAACUGAUAUAAGGUUGAUCCACUACGAGGAUUGCUUGGAUAGAACGGCCUACCCACUACAGAUCAAAAGACACUGGUUUUGGACCAGGAAGUGUUCUGUCUGUAAAUUGUAUACUGCCAGAUGGGUUACCAAUGAAGACAGUCUUGCACCAGAUGACCCAUGCUUCUUUUGUGACGUGUGCUUCAAAAUGCUGCAUUACGAUGCAGAGGGCAAUAAACUUGGAGAGUUUCUUGCCUAUCCUUAUGUUGAUCCUGGAAUUUUUAACUAAAGGACUGAGCUUGAGCAGUGCAAAAUGUCAAGAAUCUUUUGAUCAGUUUAUGGUUUAAUUAAAUGUACAGUAGAAUAUUUAUUCAGUGUCUCUAGCAGACUAUUAUGGAACUCUGCCCAGAAAGGAAAGGAAAUACAGAAAUUGUAUUUAUACUUUUUAUCUAUGUAUUUUUAAUUUAUAUGUUGAUUUUUUCCUAUUUAUUUUUUCAUGAUAGCUUUUGACAAGCUCAUAUUGUGUUUGUUAGAUAUUGUUAUACAUUUGUUAUGGUAUUACUAAGCAAGAAGUUUGUGUAAUGCAGUAUCAGAAUGCAAUUAUUUUACUGUCUAUCUCUAGGCUUGUUGUAUAUGUUAUGUUCUAAAAGAUAAUGCAGAUAUAAAUAAAAAAAACAAAUGGCUCAGAAA